Messenger RNA from Prionailurus viverrinus (fishing cat), 3020 nucleotides. It is a transcript of the gene KCNQ1, whose product is annotated as potassium voltage-gated channel subfamily Q member 1. Gene Ontology annotation, cellular component: voltage-gated potassium channel complex; membrane. Gene Ontology annotation, molecular function: voltage-gated potassium channel activity. NCBI's taxonomy places the organism in Eukaryota, Metazoa, Chordata, Mammalia, Carnivora, Felidae. The transcript has 16 exons. The record is from RefSeq and is a predicted model, not a curated record. Bases 81 to 2090 code for a protein of 669 amino acids. Gene Ontology annotation, biological process: transmembrane transport; potassium ion transport.
CGCACUGCGCCCAGGCGCCCGCCCUCGCUGCAGCUCCGGGUGCCGCCGCCCGCCCGGCCCCCCGCGGGCGCUGCCUGGCCAUGGCCGCGGCCUCCUCCCCGCCCAGGCCCGACAAGAAGCGCUGGGGCUGCGGCCGCCUGCCGGGCUCCCGGCGGGGCAGCACGGGCCUGGCCAAGAAGUGUCCCUUCUCGUUAGAGCUGGCGGAGGGCGGCCCGGGGGGCGGCGCGCUCUACGCACCCAUCGCGCCGCCGGGCGCCCCGGGCCCCGCGCCCCUCGCGUCCCCGGCCGCGCCCCCGACCGCCGCCGACCUUGCCCCGCGGCCGCCCGUGAGCCUCGACCCGCGCGUCUCCAUCUACAGCGCGCGCCGCCCGCUCCUCGCGCGCACCCACAUCCAGGGCCGCGUCUACAACUUCCUCGAGCGCCCCACCGGCUGGAAGUGCUUCGUGUACCACUUCGCAGUCUUCCUCAUCGUCCUGGUCUGCCUCAUCUUCAGCGUGCUGUCCACCAUCGAGCAGUACGUCGCCCUGGCCACGGGGACCCUCUUCUGGAUGGAGAUUGUGCUGGUGGUGUUCUUUGGGACGGAGUACGUGGUCCGCCUCUGGUCGGCAGGCUGCCGCAGCAAGUACGUGGGCAUCUGGGGGCGGCUGCGCUUUGCCCGGAAGCCCAUCUCCAUCAUCGACCUCAUCGUGGUCCUGGCCUCCAUGGUUGUCCUCUGCGUGGGCUCCAAAGGGCAGGUGUUCGCCACCUCGGCCAUCAGGGGCAUCCGCUUCCUCCAGAUCCUGAGGAUGCUGCACGUUGAUCGCCAGGGAGGCACGUGGAGGCUGCUGGGUUCUGUGGUCUUCAUCCAUCGCCAGGAGCUCAUCACCACCUUGUACAUCGGCUUCCUGGGUCUCAUCUUCUCCUCGUACUUCGUGUACCUGGCCGAGAAGGACGCCGUGAACGAGUCGGGUCGAGUGGAGUUCGGCAGCUACGCGGAUGCCCUGUGGUGGGGGGUGGUCACGGUCACCACCAUCGGCUACGGGGACAAGGUGCCCCAGACGUGGGUCGGGAAGACCAUUGCCUCCUGCUUCUCUGUGUUUGCCAUAUCCUUCUUCGCGCUCCCGGCGGGGAUUCUCGGCUCCGGCUUCGCCCUGAAGGUCCAGCAGAAGCAGAGGCAGAAACACUUCAACAGGCAGAUCCCGGCCGCAGCCUCCCUCAUUCAGACGGCGUGGAGGUGCUAUGCGGCCGAGAACCCCGAGUCCUCCACCUGGAACAUCUACGUCCGGAAACCCACCCGGAGCCACACCCUGCUGUCCCCCAGCCCCAAGCCCAAGAAGUCCGUCAUGGUAAAGAAGAAGAAGUUCAAAGUGGACAAGGACAACGGGGUGAGUCCCGGAGAGAAGACGCUCACGGUCCCCCACAUCACAUGCGAGCCCGCGUCAGAAAAGCGGAAGCCAGACCACUUCUCUGUGGACACCUGCGACAGCUCUGUGAAGAGCCCCAUGCUGCUGGAAGUGAGCACGACCCACUUUUUGAGAACCAACAGCGUGGCCGAGGACCUGGAUCUGGAGGGGGAGACGCCGCUGGUCCCCAUCACGCACGUGUCACAGCUGCGGGAGCACCAUCGGGCCACCAUCAAGGUCAUCCGGCGUAUGCAGUACUUUGUGGCCAAGAAGAAAUUCCAGCAAGCGCGGAAGCCCUACGACGUGCGGGACGUCAUCGAGCAGUACUCCCAGGGCCACCUCAACCUCAUGGUGCGCAUCAAAGAGCUGCAGAGAAGGCUGGACCAGUCCAUCGGGAAGCCGUCCCUUUUCAUCUCUGUCUCAGAAAAAAGCAAGGACCGGGGCAGCAACACCAUCGGGGCCCGCCUCAACCGGGUAGAAGACAAGGUGGCGCAGCUGGACCAGAGGCUGGUGCUCAUCACGGACAUGCUUCAGCAGCUGCUGUCCCUGCACCACGGGGGCCCCCCGGGGAGCCGCCCCCCCAGCGGGGGCGGGGCUCAGGUGCAGCCCUGCGGCCCCACCAACCCUGAGCUCUUCCUGCCGGGCAACGCCCUGCCCACCUACGAGCAGCUGACUGUGCCCCGCAGGGGCCCCGAGGAGGGGUCCUGAUGGGGGCUCGGGGCCCCAGGCCCUCGAGGGAAGGCCCGGAGGAGCCCCGGGCGGCCGGGCCCACCUCCCACCCAGCAGGGCCCCCCCCCCCCCGGGUCACUGGCCCCUCCCUCGCAGGCCCCAGACCCCCCCGUGAGCCACGCUGCCCUGAGAGCCUGCUCUUAAAGGGUCCCUGGGGCCGCCUCUCCCCAGCCGCCGGGUACUAGAACUCGGCUGGGUUCGGGGGCCCCUCUCGGCUCUGAGACCACACCGUGGACCCCACAUCACUCGUGUGGCAGUUGGGACACGGUGGCAGGGCGCAGGCUGGACACCCGAGGCACUUGGUCCGCCCCACGUACGGCCAAGAGACAGCACGGGGAGUGCAGGCCCACCCUGGUAGGCCCUAGGGGGCUUCCUGAGAGGAGACAGAGGGGCAGCCUGGACAGGGUCUGGGGAUACCACACCCUCAGACUCGAACCCAGGACCCCUGGAGAAGGCAGGCAGGGCAGGGCGGGCCCAGCCCGUGCCAACUCAAGGAUGCCCGUGACGGAGGCCCCGGAGCCCCGCUCAGCAGGCCCCAGGCCUGGGCCACGGCUUCCGGCAGGAGGGACCAGCCCACCGCGGUCCCCAGAGUGCUCCCCUGGGGGUGGAAUGUCCCCCACUUUGGACUGGGAGCUUCUCCCGCUCACUCCCCGCCCCGCGUGCGGCCCCCGCCUCAGCUCCCCGCCAGGUCCGAGCAGCUGGAAAGAGGCACAGAACCGUCGUGUCCCCUGGCCGGCUGCUGGGCGAGGAGUUGCGUGAGGCUGUCACGGUCCCUGCAUGGGACAGGGGCUCCUCCCGGGCGUCACGUCUCACAGAAAUCAGAAUAAUUUAAGGUGAUUUUGGAAUCUGUGUUUUAAUGAGUUUCACAGUAUGAUUUUGACUCUUAAUUGUGACGCUUUUCCUAAUAAA